UUUCUUUCUCUCUCUCUAAAUAUCUCCGCCGCCGUCAACUGUCAAACCGGCUGAGAUCCGAAGGCCCAAAGCCGCCUCUUUUUCCGAUUUAUUAAUUUAUUUAUUUUCUUUUUUGAAUUAAAUCUAUAUUUUAGCACUUAAAUACUUUCCAUUAUUACCGAUUAACCCUUAAACGUCAUAUAUCUGACGUGGCAUGCAUCAGUAGUCCAGCCAUGAUCAACCAAAACCGUAGAUACCAGAUUCCAAGCAUUGUGGGCCCCGCCAAGAAACGCAAGGAGAGAGAAGGUGAAAGAUUUAAUGCAAAUUUAGCUAAACCGUUAUUCCGUAGACCCGGUUCAUUUUCUCCGGUUCAUGCAAAAGCCCCCGAGCAAAAGAACCUUCUCCUGGCCGGUUACCUAGCGCAUGAGUUCUUAAGUAAAGGAACCUUAUUCGGGAAGCCGCCUCGGUCGGCGGCGGUGACGGCGCCGGCAACGGCACGACCGCCGGAGGAUGAAGGAGCUCAAUGUAAUAAUAGAUAUGUAGAAAUAGCGAAUUUGCUUAAAUCGGGAGAGGCCCAUUUACCGGGAAUAGUAAAUCCAGCCCAACUGGCCCGGUUUUUACAGCUCUAAUCUGGGCUGUGCUGGGCUUGGUUAAUAUUAUUAUUAAUAUUAGUUUUUUUUUUGAAAAAAAAUAUGCAUGUUAAUUCAUAGGAGGAAACAAAAGUUGAAUGAUCUUUUGUGUAUUUAUUAUUCAUAGUAAUGCACGAAAUCUCAUUCGUGUUGUCCUCAACAACCUUUGACGUGUGAUUUAUAUAUCAUCUUAAUGACUAGUAUUCUCUA
Impatiens glandulifera is the source of this 818-nucleotide messenger RNA. RefSeq lists its product as uncharacterized. The transcript has a single exon. Bases 213 to 608 code for a protein of 131 amino acids. The record is from RefSeq and is a predicted model, not a curated record. NCBI's taxonomy places the organism in Eukaryota, Viridiplantae, Streptophyta, Magnoliopsida, Ericales, Balsaminaceae.